AUGUUUGGGCUGAAGCUGAAAAAGAAGAAGAAAAAUAAAGCAGAGAAAGGGUUAAUCCUCACCAACAAGGCUGCACAAGAUGGUCAGAGUGAGUCAGAAGUGCCACAGGAGGGGUCUUCCCACCAGGAAGGACCCGGGGGAGACCUGAUUCACGAUGACGCUCCCGUCAUUCCUGCCCCCUCGGUUCCACCGAAGCGAAGAGCAAAACUGCUGACAAAGAUCCACGAUGGGGAGGUCAAAUCUCAGAACUGCCAAAUUGCCAUAACCAUUAUUGAGGCCCGCCAGCUGGUGGGUGAGAACAUUGACCCAGUGGUGACCAUUGAGAUUGGGGACGAGAAGAAGCAAAGCACUGUGAAGGAAGGUACCAACAGCCCGUUUUACAAUGAGUACUUUGUCUUCGACUUCGUUGGACCCCAGGUGCAUCUUUUUGACAAGAUAAUCAAAAUAUCAGUCUUCCAUCACAAGCUGAUCGGAAGCAUCCUGAUUGGCUCCUUCAAAGUGGACCUGGGGACAGUGUACAACCAGCCUGGCCAUCAGUUCUGCGACAAGUGGGCACUGCUCACAGACCCCGGCGACAUCAGGACAGGCACCAAGGGCUACGUGAAGUGUGACAUCAGCGUGAUCGGGAAAGGUGACGUCUUGAAGACCAACCCCAAAACCACUGACGCUGAGGAGCAAAUAGAAAAGAACCUUUUGAUUCCCCAAGGAUUUCCAUCAGAGAGGCCCUGGGCCAGAUUUUAUGUGAGACUCUACAGAGCAGAAGGGUUGCCCAAAAUGAACUCCAGCAUUAUGGCGAAUGUCACCAAAGCAUUUGUGGGUGACAGUAAGGAUCUCGUGGAUCCCUUUGUGGAGGUGUCCUUUGCUGGGCAGAUGGGGCGAACCUCUGUGCAGAAGAACUGUGCUGAUCCCGUGUGGCAUGAACAGGUGGUCUUCAAGGAAAUGUUUCCUCCCUUGUGCCGGAGGGUGAAAAUCCAGGUUUGGGAUGAAGGCAGCAUGAAUGACGUAGCUCUGGCGACCCACUUCAUCGACCUGAAGAAAAUCUCCAAUGAGCAGGAUGGAGAUAAAGGCUUUCUCCCCACAUUCGGCCCUGCCUGGGUUAACCUGUAUGGCUCUCCCAGGAACCACAGUCUGAUGGACGACUACCAGGAAUUGAAUGAGGGCUUUGGGGAAGGUGUGUCCUUCAGGGGCCGAAUCUUGGUCGAAAUUGCUGUGGAAAUCCUCUCUGGUGGGGCCCAAGAGUCUAAAUUUUCCAAGGCCCUGAAGGAGCUGAAGUUUUCGUCCAAGGACAAAGACUCCAAGUCCUCCAAAGGCUCAAGUAAGGAUAAGACUGAAAAGGCCGAUGAUGGGAAACCCCAGCAGGCUUCCGACAAAACCAACUCCACAGAGGCUGAGGUGGAAUCUUUUGAUGUCCCCCCAGAGAUUAUACCAGAAAAAUAUGAAGAAUUUUUACUCUUUGGAGCAUUUUUUGAGGCUACCAUGAUUGACCGGAAGAUUGGCGACAAGCCCAUCAGCUUUGAAGUGUCAAUUGGUAAUUUUGGGAACCUUAUUGAUGGAGGGUCCCAUCACGGGAGCAAGAAAAAGUCAACUGAGCUGGCUGAAGAAGAUGCAGUUCCUCUGCUUCAUGAGGGAGAAGGGACCCAUGACACUGCCAUUUCCAUGGCAUCCACCACUCCCCCGGAGAAGCCCCUGGUGACAGAAGGGAACAGGAAUUACAACUACUUGCCAUUUGAUGCCAAGAAGCCCUGCGUCUCCUUCAUCAGUUCCUGGGGAGACCAGACCUUCAGGCUGCACUGGUCCAACAUGCUGGAGAAACUGGCCGAGCUCCUGGAAGAAAGUACAGAAGAAGUAAGAGAGUUGACCAAGGUUUCAGAGGAGGUGUCGGAGGCGAGGAUGAAGACCGUGUUCUCUGACUUCAUCAGUCAAAGCAGCGCCUUUAUCUCUGAAGCAGAAAAAAAGCCCAAGAUGUUGAACCAAACCACUCUAGAUAAGAAACGACUGACGCUCUGUUGGCAAGAGCUGGAGGCAAUGGCCAAGGAGGCCAAAGGGAUCAUUCAGCAGCAGAAGAAAAAGUUAUCUCUGGAUGAAAUGAUCCAUGAAGCCCAAAACUUUGUGGAGAAAAUCCGCUUUCUUGUAGAUGAGCCGCAGCACACAAUCCCCGAUGUCUUCAUCUGGAUGCUUAGUAACAACAAGAGGGUGGCAUAUGCCCGGAUUCCUGCCAAGGACCUGCUCUAUUCCCCCAUCACAGGGCAGAUGGGCAAGCACUGUGGGAAGAUCAAGACUCACUUUCUCAAACUUCCUGGGAAACGGCCCGCUGGUUGGUCGGUGCAGGCAAAGGUUGAUGUGUACCUGUGGCUGGGCUCCACCAGGUAUUCCGGUGCCAUUUUGGACAACUUGCCAGCAGGCUAUGAAGCAGAAAUGCCCUCCAAAGUGGCCGGUACCCAUCACCCUCCAUCUACCCUGCUCUACCAAGCCCGGCAUAUCUUCCAGCUGAGAGCACACAUGUACCAAGCCCGGGGCCUCAUUGCAGCGGACAGCAGUGGCCUUUCAGACCCCUUCGCCAAAGUGACUUUCCUGUCCCACUGCCAGACCACGAAGGUCAUUUCCCAGACUCUGUCCCCAACCUGGAAUCAGAUGCUGCUCUUCAACGAGUUGGUUCUGCAUGGCGAGGAGAAGGAGCUCAUGGAAUCCCCACCCCUUGUGGUGGUGGAGCUCUAUGACAGCGAUGCAGUGGGGAAGCCAGAAUAUUUGGGUGCCACGGUGGCUGCUCCCAUUGUGACUCUAGCUGACCAGAACUACGAGCCGUCCAAGCUGUGCUAUCACCCCAUCUUCUGUGGGAGCCUCUGUGGAGGAGACCUCCUGGCUGUGUUUGAAUUACUGCAGGUCCCUUCCUCUGGGCCACAGGCGCUCCCUCCCAUUGACCCACCAGACAUCACCCAGAUCUACCCUGUUCCCGCCAACAUCCGGCCAGUGCUGAGUAAAUAUCGCGUGGAGGUUCUCUUCUGGGGAGUCCGAGAACUGAGGAAGGUGCAGUUGCUCUCAGUUGACCGCCCACAAGUUCUCAUCGAGUGCGGGGGACGUGGGGUGAAGUCCUGUGUGAUCCAGAGCUACAAGAACAACCCCAACUUCAGCGUGCAGGCAGAGGCCUUUGAAGUGGAGCUGCCAGAGAACCAGAUCCUGCACCCGCCACUGAGCAUCUGCGUCGUGGACUGGAGAGCCUUCGGGAGGAGCACUCUCGUGGGCACGCAUACCAUCAACUGCCUAAAGCAAUUUCUGUGCAAAUCCAGAGAGCCCCUUGCCUUGACCUCACAGACAGACGGCGCUCAGGCUGAGCCAGAUACUUCAGAUUCACUAAUAGCAACCGAGUCUUCUGGAUUCCUCGGGGCUUCCCAGAAUCCCCCAGCUGAUCAUAUCUAUGUGGAUGUUGAACCGCCCCCCACUGUGGUACCUGACUCUGCCCAAGCCCAGCCAGCCGCCUUGGUGGACGUACCCGAUUCCUCCCCCAUGCUGGAGCCUGAACUCAACACUGAAACCCGGGAGCCACCAAAGGAUGGGAAAGCUAAGGAUCCCAGGAAACCUUCUCGGAGAUCCACCAAAAGGAAAAAGAGGACCAUAGCCGAUGAAUCUGCUGAAAAUGUCAUUGACUGGUGGUCUAAGUACUACGCCUCCCUGAAGGUGGUACAGAAGGCAAAGGAGAGCAACUGUAAUGAGAAAAAAGACAGUGCAGAGACAAAACCUAAUGAGGUCGUGUUAGAUAUAGAAGAUGGCCCAAAGAAGAAGAAAGACAAAAUGCUCAAGAAGAAACUCAAAGAUGAUAGAAAUGAGGAGAUCCCAAACCUGGCUGUCUUGAAGAUAUACGAUGGUGAGCUGGAGAGUGAAUUCAACAAUUUUGAAGACUGGGUGAAAACCUUUGUGCUCUUCAGAGGCAAAUCUACAGAAGACGAUCAUGGUCUGGAGGGGGACAGAGUUAUAGGGAAGUUUAAGGGCUCUUUCUGCAUCUACAAAAGCCCAAAGGAUUGUGGCUCGGAGGACAGCGGGCAGCUGAGAAUCCAGCAAGGGAUUCCCCCCAACCACCCAAUCCAAGUGCUGGUCAGAGUGUACAUUGUUGCGGCAUUUAAUCUCAGCCCGGCUGAUCCAGAUGGAAAAUCUGACCCCUACAUUGUGCUCAAACUUGGCAAAACAGAAAUCAAAGACCGGGACAAAUACAUCCCCAAGCAACUGAAUCCUGUGUUUGGAAGGUCAUUUGAGAUCCAGGCCACUUUCCCAAAGGAGUCACUGCUCUCCGUCCUGAUCUAUGACCAUGACAUGAUUGGGACAGAUGACCUCAUUGGAGAGACCAAGAUUGACCUGGAGAACCGCUUUUACAGCAAACACCGAGCCAUCUGUGGUUUGCAAAGCCAGUAUGAAAUAGAGGGUUACAACGCCUGGAGGGACACGUCCAAACCCACAGAAAUUCUCACCAAGCUCUGCAAGGACAACAAGCUGGACGGACCAUACUUUCGCCCUGGGAAGAUACAGAUAGGAAACAAGGUCUUUUCUGGCAAAACUGUCUUCACUGAAGAGGAUACUGAGGAGACAGUGGAGUCUCAUGAGCACUUGGCCCUCAAGGUUUUACACUCUUGGGAAGAUAUCCCUGGGGCCGGAUGUAGACUUGUUCCUGAACACAUAGAAACUCGGCCACUGUACCACAAGGAUAAGCCAGGAAUGGAACAGGGCCGCCUGCAAAUGUGGGUGGACAUGUUUCCCAAGGAUCUGCCUCAGCCUGGUCCACCUGUUGACAUUUCACCGAGGAGACCCAGAGGGUAUGAACUGAGGGUGACUAUCUGGAACACUGAAGAUGUCAUUUUAGAAGAUGAGAAUAUCUUCACGGGUCAAAAAUCAAGUGAUAUUUAUGUCAAAGGUUGGAUCAAGGGGUUAGAAGAUGACAAACAGGAGACAGACGUGCAUUACAACUCCCUGACUGGAGAAGGGAACUUCAACUGGCGCUUCCUGUUUCCGUUCCAGUAUCUGCCUGCUGAGAAGCAGAUGGUCAUCACCAAGAGAGAAAACAUCUUCUCCCUCGAGAAGAUGGAGUGCAAGACCCCAGUAGUGCUGGUGCUCCAGGUUUGGGAUUUUGAAAGACUGUCCUCAGAUGAUUUCCUAGGCUCCCUGGAAAUGAACCUCAACAGCUUUCCUCGGGCAGCCAAGUCGGCCAAAGCCUGCGAUCUCUCCAAGUUUGAAAACGCAAGUGAGGAGAACAAGAUCUCUAUCUUCCAGCAAAAGCGCGUGCGUGGCUGGUGGCCUUUCGCUAAGAGCAAAGAGCUCACAGGCAAGGUUGAAGCUGAGUUUCACCUGGUUACAGCAGAAGAAGCUGAGAAAAACCCUGUGGGGAAAGCCCGAAAGGAGCCUGAGCCCUUGGCCAAGCCCAACCGCCCAGACACCUCCUUCUCGUGGUUUGUGAGCCCCUUCAAGUGCCUGUACCACCUCAUCUGGAGGAAAUACAAGAAGUACAUCAUCAUCGCCUUCAUCCUCAUCAUCCUCAUCAUCUUCCUGGUCCUCUUUAUCUACACCCUGCCGGGAGCCAUCAGCCGAAGGAUUGUCGUGGGCUCUUAGGGACAGUGGGGGACCCACUCAUCCCCUUGCCACCAAUCUUCUCCCCUGUGACCUUGUAAGACCCAGUGCUGCGGGAAGCACUAUGCUGAAUGCUAAGGGGACACACUGAAGUGCUCCAGACAGAUCAUCCCUUUUCCUAGGAGAUGAGACCUUGAUAUUCCCUCCCUGUUCCAGCACCUUCCACCAUCUUUCAAAUGUAUAUCCAUGAGCAGCGCAAAGGAAUGACUCACUCGC
Messenger RNA from Jaculus jaculus (lesser Egyptian jerboa), 5823 nucleotides. It is a transcript of the gene Fer1l6, whose product is annotated as fer-1 like family member 6. The transcript has 40 exons. NCBI's taxonomy places the organism in Eukaryota, Metazoa, Chordata, Mammalia, Rodentia, Dipodidae. Gene Ontology annotation, biological process: plasma membrane organization. The record is from RefSeq and is a predicted model, not a curated record. The coding region runs from base 1 to 5589 and encodes 1862 amino acids. Gene Ontology annotation, cellular component: membrane.